Suillus paluster is the source of this 3364-nucleotide messenger RNA. Its product is annotated as CHAT domain-containing protein. The record is from RefSeq and is a predicted model, not a curated record. The transcript is spliced from 2 exons. NCBI's taxonomy places the organism in Eukaryota, Fungi, Basidiomycota, Agaricomycetes, Boletales, Suillaceae. Bases 252 to 3131 code for a protein of 959 amino acids. Gene Ontology annotation, molecular function: protein binding.
CAAUAUGCCUUAAUGAUAGAUUUUAGCGGCAGGGCUUCCUAUCGGACCUCGAUGAGUCCAUUGAGCUCUACCGGGCUGCACUGAAGCUCCGUCCCCUUGGUUCUUUUGGUCGAUUCGUGUGUCUCAACAAUCUUGCCAACAGGCUUAGAGACAGGUUCCACCAGAAUGGCGCCCUGUCUGACUUUGAUGAGGCCAUCGAGUUCAAUCGGGUUGCACUGCUCCUCCGUCCCCACGGUCAUUCCGAUCGAUCCAUGUCUCUCAACAAUCUUGCCCUCAGCCUUCAAGACAGAUUCCACCAGCGUGGCACCCUGUCUGACCUUGAUGAGGCCAUUCUUCUUGAUCGAGCUGCACUCCUACUCCGUCCCCCCGGACAUUCUGAUCGAGCCUCAUCUCUCUCCGAUCUUGCCAACGGCCUUCGAGCCAAAUUCCGCCAGCGUGGCGCUCUGUCUGACCUUGAUGAGGCCAUUGAGCUUGAUCGAGCUGCACUACUCCUCCGCCCCCCUGGUGAUCGAUCCGCUUCUCUCAACAAUCUUGCCGUCAGCCUUCGAGACAGAUUCGAGCAGCGAGGUUCCUCAUCUGACCUUGAUGAGGCCAUUGAGCUUCAUCGAGUUGCACUCCUUCUCCGUCUUCCCGGACAUUCUGAUCGAGCCUCAUCUCUCAACAAUCUUGCCCUCAGCCUUCAAGACAGAUUCCACCAGCGUGGCACCCUGUCUGAUGUUGAUGAGGCCAUCGAGCUUCAUCGAGCUGCACUCCUCCUCCGUCCCCCCGGACAUUCUGAUCGAGCCUCAUCUCUCUCCAAUAUUGCCCUCAGCCUUCAAGACAGAUUCCACCAGUAUGGCGCCCUGUCUGACCUUGAUGAGGCCGUUGAGCUCAAUCGAGCUGCACUACUUCUGUGCCCCCCUGGUCAUUCUAAUCGAUCCAAGUAUCUCAACAAUCUUGCCAUCAGCCUUCGAGACAGAUUCGAGCAGCGGGGCUCCUCAUCUGACCUUGAUGAGGCUAUUGAGCUUCAUCGAGCUGCACUCAUCCUCCAUCCCCCCGGGCAUUAUGAUCGCGCCUCAUCUCUCUCCAAUCUUGCCAACGGCCUUCAAGACAGAUUCCGCAAGCGUGGCAUCCUGUCUGACCUUGAUGAGACCAUUAAGCUCGAUCGGACUGCCCUACUCCUCUGUCCCCCUGGUCAUUCUAAUCGAUCCAUGUCUCUCAACAAUCUUGCCGUCAGUCUUCGAGACAGAUUCGAGCAACGAGGCUUCUCAUCCGACAUUGAUGAGGUCAUUGAGCUUCAUCGAGCUGCACUCAUCCUCCGUCCCUGUGGUCAUUCUGAUCGAUCCCUGUCUCUCAGCAACCUUGCCAUUGGCCUUCAUGACAGAUUCGAGCAGCGAAGCUCCCCAUCUGACCUUGAUGAUGCCAUAGAGCUCCAUCGAGCUGCACUACUACUCCGUCCCCCCGGUCAUUCUUAUCGAUCAUCGUCUCUCGACGCUCUUUCUUACAGUCUUCGAUCCAGGUUCAAGCAGCGGAAUGUCAUGUCGGACCUGGAUGAAUCAUUUAUGUUGUAUUCGGAACUCCCCCACGUCUCUAAUGCACCAUCCCGGAGCGAUCUUAACGCUGCCAAGUCAUGGGUAAGCUCCGCUGAGCAGUUGAAUCAUGGCUCUGCAUUGGUUGCCUAUCAGACCGCUUUGAAAUUCCUGGAUCGGCAUGUUGCUCUUUUGUCAUCUUCAUCGCGCCAUUUCGACAUAUUCAAGGAAGCCACUUCUUCCCUUGCCACGGAUGCUUUCUCGUGCUGUGUUCGUUGUGGUGCUUUGACCACUGCUGUGGAACUGGUGGAGCAAGGCCGUGCAGUAUUCUGGACCCACUUGGCACGCUUCCGCACACCACUAGAUGAACUUUCCCUUUCAGGUGAUACCGGCGCAGCAUUUGCGGAAGAGUUCAGGCGACUGAGCUUUCUUCUUCGUAACACGUUCGAUCAGUCUACUGAAGACCAGUCCCCGCAAAUUCGGCAACUGACCAUGCAAUGGGACGAUGUCGUCUCACGCAUCCGCAGCGUGCUCCCUGACUUUUCUCGGUUUCUCUUGCCUCCACUAUUUUCUGACCUUCAGGAGGCAGCUGAAGAAGGUCCGGUCAUCAUCGUGAAUGCUAGUCAGUACAGCUGCGACGCCUUGAUCAUCUUUGGCACCCAAGAUCCUGUCCACAUUCCCCUUCAUAUCACGCAGUCCGAGGUCUUGGAGCUGUCCUCCGAGUUUCAGUCCCUCGCAGAAGAAUUUGGUUCUUCUAAUCAUCAAGACGACCUUGUCAGCAUCCUCCGCAACCUUUGGGAUUGCAUCGUUGACCCCGUGGUCCAAGCGCUUAGGGAGUCAAAAGUUGAACCUGGCUCGCGUAUCUGGUGGUGUCCCACCGCUGAGUUCACUCUGCUUCCUCUACAUGCAGCCGGGCCGUACGAGAAGAAGAGGGACAAUUUAUCUCAUAUUUACAUCUCCUCCUAUACCCCGACUUUGGCUAUUCUUAUUCGUGCGAGACGGCAGGGUUCGGUGGAUGCAACCACGCAACAUUUCGUUGCCGUCGGUCAAGCAAAUCCGGUCAGAGGGAAGAAGCUCCGAUGUGUCGCUCCUGAGUUGGCUGUAGUCGCUCGGCGUCUCUCGCCCCUCGUCUCCUUCACUUCUCUGGAGGACAGCGAUGCAACAGUCCAGGGUGCACUCAAUGCACUACGCCAUAAUCAGUGGCUCCACCUAGCCUGCCAUGGAAUGCCCAAUCGAAAACAAUCAUUCAAAUCUUCUUUCGCAAUGGGCGACGGGGAUUUAAUGAUCACGGACAUCAUCCAAUCUCACUGGCAGAAUCCAGAGUUUGCAUUCUUAUCCGCUUGCCACACUACCGUAGGCGAUGAGAUGAGUCCCGAUGAGUCAAUUCAUCUCGCUGCGGCCAUGCAAUUCUCCGGAUUUCGCAGUGUGAUUGGUUCUAUGUGGUCUGUCGACGACGAGGUUGCACGACAGGUCGUGUCUGCUUUUUACGGCAACCUGGUUGAUAGUUCAGGGAGAUUGGACUGCACACGGGCUGCGGUGGCGUUGCACAAGGCUCUGAAGUCGUUGCGCAAGAAGAAGAUUCCACUAGAACAGCAGAUUGUAUUUAUUCACAUAGGUGUCUAGCGUGAGACCCAUUCGUAAUUCUGUCGCAUUCGCUGGAUCGUUCGACCACUCUCGUUGACGGUCCAGAUGAGCGAGCUUUACGGAUUUUGGGAUGCUGGUCAGAACCCGAACCUGAACACAAGUCAUUCUCAUUCUCGACUGCGUGCCAAACGGAACGCUGCCGAAGCCGAAGUCAUUAGUUCCACCUUGGCACUACUUUCCUGUCCUUUAUGUUUUUUUCGAAUCUGCUAUCA